AUGGCAUCUGGAAACCUGGCCUUGGGGAUCUUCUUCCUGUCCCAGACCGUCCUGGGAUUGCUGGGGAACUCAGCCUUGCUUUGCUGUUUUAUCAUCGCUGACCUCACUGGGAUCAGGGCAAAGCCGACAGAUCUGAUUGUCAAACACCUAACCUGGGCCAAUAUCACAGUUCUUCUUGUCAAAGGAAUCCCUCAGACAAUAGCUGCUUUUGGUCAGACAUAUUUUCUAGGGGACGUUUCAUGUAAACUUGUCUUUUAUUUCCAUAGAGUUGCCAGGGGAGUAUCCCUUGGUUCCACAUGUCUUCUGAGUGUCAUUCAAGCCAUCACCAUCAGCCCCAGUAAUUCCAUCUGGGCCCAGGUAAAAGUCAGAGCACCCAGGAUCAUUGGUCCUUCCCUGGGUCUCUGCUGGGCCUUGUAUCUACUUGUAAAUAGCUUCAUUGUCAUGACAGUGACUGACAUGAGAGAUAAAGGAAAUCUUACUGAAUUUAGACAGUUUGUGUACUGUUUAGUAGUAAAACUCUCCAAACAAUCUUACAUAGUACAUCUGGUCCUGUUGACCUUCAGUGAUGUCAUAUGUUUGGGACUCAUGAUGUGGGCCAGUAGCUCCAUGGUGUUGAUCUUGCUUAGGCAUAAGCAGAGGGUCCAACAUAUCCGCAGAUUCACGUCUAGUGGCGCAUCCCCUGAGACCAAAGCCACACAGAGUAUUCUUACUCUAGUGAGCAGCUUUGUGGUGCUUUACGGAACCUCUGUCAUCUUAAUUUUGUAUUUUCCUUUUCAAGAUGGAACAGAUGCAUGGCUGGGCAAUGCUGGUGUGGCCAUGAGUGCAUGCUUCCCAGCACUCUCCCCAUUUCUGCUCAUCAGAUACUAUACCAGGGAUUUUACGCUCUACGUUACUUCAAAAUAG
Acomys russatus (golden spiny mouse) is the source of this 903-nucleotide messenger RNA. RefSeq names its product vomeronasal type-1 receptor 4-like. Gene Ontology annotation, cellular component: membrane. The coding region runs from base 1 to 903 and encodes 300 amino acids. Lineage: Eukaryota; Metazoa; Chordata; Mammalia; Rodentia; Muridae. The transcript has a single exon. Gene Ontology annotation, molecular function: pheromone receptor activity. The record is from RefSeq and is a predicted model, not a curated record. Gene Ontology annotation, biological process: G protein-coupled receptor signaling pathway.